UUGUUUACCGCUUGGUUAUAUUUUGGUGAUGUGCUACAUAACAGAUACAUCAACUUUUUGGCAGCUUUGGCACUUUAUGCACUGGGACAGUGGCUGUUUAUUACAGCUCUUAGUUCGUGACAGUGCCUUUACCAGCGAGAAUUGGUCGGCCCCAUGAGGUGAGUAAAAGUUUUUUUUUGCUAUAUUGAUAGGUGAUUCGUAUUUGUAAAGCGACAAGAUCACAAUUUGAUCGUUCAUUUAGUGUUCAAAAUAGCACUUCAUUCGAUGACAUGCAUCGUAAACCCAUCGACUGCGAGAGAGGAAAUGAAACUGCAAUCAGCUGUAGAACUCAGCUGUUCAACGGUUUCUGGAUGAUAAUUAAUCGACUUAUUAAUUGGCCGACGAUAGCGUGUAAACGCAUGAGGACAGAGCUGUGGUUUUGUACCAUGCUCAUACUUGUGCACAGUGUUUCGAGAAAGAUAUUGUACAUUUGGCACAACGAUGGCGCAAAAGAAAAAUCUGAGGGUUACGAGAGGAUUCGAUCCUCAGACUCUAAGACUUUGCGUUGGACUGCUCCAACCACUGAGCUCGUUAACGAGUCAGGCGAAUCAAAGCACCCUGUUCAAAUGUCACAGGCAUUCUGCAUAAUCAAGUACAGUAGGAUCAGUAAUGUUGUAUGCAUUCAUCGUAGAGUCAUGUACUUAUUAACAAAUAGAGAAGCCUUGACUGUGCUCUGUUCUGUUAGAAAGCACGCAGGAAGCGGCUAGAGCACGAAAGAAGUGUAGGGAGAAACACGAGACGUAGUCGAGUGUUUCUUCCCACUUCUUGAGCGUGAAUUAAUCUUUAAAACUAGGACAUCUAUUUUGUUUUUCCUUUGAGGAUUUUCGCAUCUGCUCACGUUUUAAUAACGUAAAUUACGGCGCCUGGUAUGUUUACAAACCUUUAUUUGGUUCUUCUGUUGCUACUUGCCGGCUCGCUUGUUCCGAAACUUCACUUUCAAUUAUCGGAAAAAAGCUAAAAAGAAGUCCCGGAAAAGGUCGAACAUAGUACAAUUUGGCAGAUGGCGUGACAGCUUUAGCUCAGUUCUAUGCUCUAUACUCUCAUAGAGCACGCUCUUUCAACCAAUGACAGCGCGCGUGGUACAUGGUAUUUUUUUUGUUCAUUCAGAACCCUAUAAAGAGCCCAUGCAGGUUGACAUAGCACUAGAGGGUGAUUAUCCUCCUUUAGAAGACAAUUUCACCUUUGAAUCUGCAACUCUGGUAGGAAAACCUUUACAUCUGUCUUUGAGAAUAACAUAAAUCUAUUUUUUUCUAUUAAAGCAUCUCAGUGGGUCAGCAUCUUACAGCUGUAAGUCCUCAAAUAAGAUUAGCUGGACACUCUUAAACAGUCUAGAUUUUUACAAUACAGACCAGAAUUUUUUCUGUUUAACUUUUAUUUGAUACUGAUAUAUGUAGAAUAGCCCUCAGUUAUGUGAAACAAACAUUCAAUGUCCAGCUUUAUCAGGAGAUUUUGACACAGAUGACAGAAGCAUGGUAAGACAUUUGUACAUGUAGGUUACUAAUUGUAACCCUAAAGAAGUUUUGUCUUUUUUUCUUCUUGGAUACCUUCUUGGAGUCAAUUAGAAUGUAGUAUUUUACAUUUCCAUCAAAGUGUACCCUGGUGAAAAAGAAACAAAAAUGUUUCUUUGGUGUUAUUGCAUUUGGUCUUAUGUUCAGGAUUUCAUUUUGUAUACAAGCUAAUAAAGAGAUAAAUGAUAUGUCAUGGGGAAACAAUGCCUCAAAGUACACCUCUACAAAAACUUGUAUAUUAAAUAUAUAUCAUUGUAAGCUGCAAGCACUGCCAAUAUUCAAUCUUGCUGUGAGAAAUCUGAAGUGUGGCUAUAUGUUUUGGCCCAUCCACAAAGUUGGUUCUGUUACUUUGUAAAUGAACUAAUUUAUAUUCAUAAAAGUAGGUAUAUGAUGAGAGUGAUUUCCUGGUAUCAGCUUCUUUAUACAAUCUUAAUCAAUAUUGCAGCAGCUGCAGUGAAUUGGAAUGCCUGGCUGUUGAUGCCACCUGGAUUGAAACUACAAGUUAAGAAGCCACCCUUAAGGUAAUUUAUCUUGGCUGUUUUGAUGAGCAGUCACCUGCCAGCUUCCCUCAGCUGUUAUUGAAUGGUGACAUUUCUCAGUCAGUGGAGCAAGAUCUUAAAUGUUUAUUCCAAAGGAAGAGAAAAAGAAAAAAGCAACAACAACUCAGAUCCACCUUAAGCACAAGUUAAACCUAAAGGACUAUCCAGUUAGUAUUUUGCAUACUCUUCAAAUGAAAGAUGGAGGUACAAUCCCAUACCAAUGUCAUUAGGAAAUAAAUUUUUAAAAAGUGAGAAUAUUUUCUCUUUUAAAUGCCCAUCUUGUUUUGUUUUUGUAGCUUGAGAAGCUUGAUACAGAACUGAAAAAUUAUAAAAGUAACUCAAUCAAAGGGAGCAUCAUGUAAAAGUCAGUUAAUGGUGACUUAGAUUUUGCAUUUUUAUCCUUAAACCAAAUCACCGGAUGGUUAAUUAAAGCACUUGUUACAUGUACAUUGUUUACACUAGUGAAUCAGUCUUUAUUACUCUCAGAUUCCUCUGACCCCUUUCAUGGAAUUGUGUGCAUGUAUAGCAAAAAACUUUUACUUUGUUCUGUGAAUUGCAAUCAAGAGACUCUUCCUUGAUUUUAUUACAAAAUAAUCAUCUCUUUUUGUUUGAAAAAUUUAAAUAUGGUGUUGACUUUGAGAGGCAUCAAGUUGAACAUGCAUGAUGCCUUUACAUUAUAUUUAAACAUUAAGGGUGUUCACCAGGCUUACUUAAUGAAAAUUAUGAGUAUAACUGUUUCAGUUUGUACACCAUGUGUGUAGUUUUGCAUUUGUUACUUACAAGAAAUGUCUUUUAUUUGGCAGACGUGGACAUGAUGAUUUAGGGGAUCAUUACUUUGAGUGUGGAGACCUGAAGUUAGUUUUGUUUUAGCAUGAUUAUUCACAAGCAGCUGUUAUAAAAUUUGUCCUGUUUUUUUUCUCUAAUUUUGCUUUAAGAAAUGUGAACUCAGAAAUUAAAAUAAUUUGUAAUUUUUGAUAGUUCUACUGACUCCUCCCAUUUACAUUCACUACACAUAAGACUAUCACACAUAGUUCAUACAAAGAUUGUUUUUCUCGAAUAAUUUAGGAUUUUGUUCUCAGUAACAGUGUUUACCUGUUAAUCUUUUAACUGAUAACUUCUCUAUUGUAUCAUAUAGCAAUGCAUUAAAGUGUUACUCAAGAGCCAGAGACUACUGCACAACAGCAAAACAUGUCGUCAAUAUGUGCGUUAAUGUCAUCAAGGUAGGCCCUGCCACAUAUUUUUUGCUAUCAAUAUUAGUCAGUUUCAACCCUGUUUGUAAUCAGACUUUGUGCACAUCAUGGCAGUAUACCAGUCACUUAAAGCAUACAGCAAAAAAAACAUAGAAUUUGAAUUACAAAAAAAUGAUUUUUCCCCUGAGAAAAUCAAAGCAACAAAUACAGUGAUUGAAUGAUCAUUUAAUUAAGAACUACAAUCCUUGGAAAGUACAUGUACCUAACAAGACCUUGGAGAGAUCUUUUCUCUAUCAAAGUUAUGAGAAUUUUUUGUGUGUGAUUAUUAUGAACAAGGAACUGAGCACUGUUCAUUAAUACAAGAUAUUUAACUGACUGUCAUGUACAUAAGUGUUUGUCGUUUUUCUUUGAUUUGGAAAUUUUUUCAGAGUAGUCAUCCAAUGUGAGUUUUUUCCCCCUUAUUUCAAAUGAUGUAUAUCUGUGUCAAAGGAAAAUUAAACUAAUAUAAACUUUUCUGAAAAAGUCAAAACCACAAUAUUAUAUGCUUUAUAUUUAUUGAAAGCUGAAUAGCUGCAUUUAUAAGAAAUACUUUUAUUAAUCAAAGUAUACAAUGUGGGUUGGCACUUCUCUCUAAGUUUGCAAAAGUUAAGAACAAAACACAGACAUGGUGCUUGGAAACUAAGCAGACUUUGAACUUGACAUGAUGACUCAAUAUCUGCUCCGGAUAAUAGGUUAUCAUGUCAGCUUCACAUGCUAUAAUUGAAUAUUGACUGCAUGCUCUCCACCACUGAGAGUUUUCAUAGUAAGUCUAAUGUAUAUAACAAUGUAUAUGUAUAUUGUCUGCUUUUCAUUUUCAUGCCAUCUGCAUCCAAACCAGUCAACAGAGCAAUGAAGGCACCAGAUUUUCAAAAAUCAAAAUUUUGUUAUUUUCUAAUUUUGUAGCAGAAAGAUAGAAAACCAAAUCUGGUGACUCUAACCAAACUGAAGUGUGCUGCAGGUAUAUCUAUCUUUUGUCAAGCAAGUUUACAAAUAAUAAUUAUUAUUUAAGCACUUAUAAUCACUAAAGACAAUUUUAACUGAUCCCCACUCAUAAUUAUCAUAAUUUUUCUUGAUAGGCCUUGCAGAGCUUGCUACUAGGAAGUACAAAUCAGCUGCCUGGAAUUUUGUACAAGCUUCUUUUGACAACUGUGAAUGUCCAGAGGUUGGUUUUCAUAUAAUUUGGGACAAUGCUAAGUCCCAGAUGCACAUGUUUGUGAUGGUCUGUUGCCUGCACCACUGCCAUUGGCAAGUGUCAAGAUAACUAUCUAAUGUACACAAUGUCUUAUUUUCUUUUGCCUACUCUGAUCUCCCGCAUAGCAUUUAACAUCCAGUAAUUCCAUUUUUUUGUUGUUGUUGUUGUUUUCUUUGUCCUUUUUGUGAAAAGUUAAAUCCAAGAGUAUGAGGUGAAAGUUUAAGGCACAUCAUUACACUCAUUAUAGAUCAGCCUUGAUUUAAUAUUUUGUAUGACAUGGUAGAAAUCUUGAAUAUGGUGUACACUGUAGGUGUAUGUGAAUAGAAUCUUAAGUACAAGUAAACAUUCUUUUUCUUUUCUUUCCCUGGUUUUACAUUGCAGAUUAUUAUUCAGGUUAUGCCUGAUUGCACUUAAAAUACUAUGAAGUAUAAUGUUCCAUUUCUAAGAAACAAAGCCUUUCGUGAAAUCGAACUGUUGGUAGAGAUUAUGUCUUAAUUUCUUUAAUAAAGCAUAUUUUAUUCCCUUUUAUUCAUAUUGCGACCUUCAUGACUGAAUUUUUUUUUUUUUUUUUUUUUUCUUUUAGCCACAGUGAUCGUCGCUGGAGGUUUUAUAUCUGUCAAAUUAAAUCAAACACUGGGAGGAAAAAAUAAUGGAAGAAUUUUAGAUGGAUAAGAAACAACAUCAGAAGGGAUCAAGCGUGGGGCAUCUUAAAGUAGAUAUGAUUUAUAAGGGUUUUUUUUUAUAGGGCAAUGAAAUAAAAAUAGUUCUCUUGUUGGCCGAAACAGAGGGAGAUAAAAUCAUCACACGAACUUCUUCAGGUAGAAAGGGUAUAGACACCGGCGAGCUCCUAGAAAUCAGACUUAUUAUAUCUGAGGUUUCUUUUGUAAGGUUUGGCUCUUUUAAGUUACUCUUGAGCACGGCUAAGGAAAAGGAAAGAAUGUCGUAGGUUUGCGACCAGGAAUAUCACUGUGCCAGCUUUAGAAGUAUUUUCAUUAGAUUAUUAUUAUCAUUAUCGAUUUGAUCUGAUAAUUAACGGGUAAACGUAAGGGGAGCUAAGCUUUGCGUUUCGUAAUAAACACUUGCUAACAUCUUCAAAGUUUCUAAUUCUACGUUUUUGGUGCUUUUUUUAACCUGGGUUUGGCAGAAAGAAAGGGAGGUUUAUACCGCAUGAAAGUCUACAUGCCACGAUCUCUUUUUAAAUAUUUCUAACAGAUGACCUCGAGGGGAAAAAGGGACUUUCUUUACCAUGAUGUUGUAUCGAACCCUGUUACUUCUCCUGUUUGAACCUGAUUUAUUCAUUUUCGUUUUUGGUUUAUGGGUGUGACUUAAAUUAGGCCAUUUUCAAUGACCCCUUAUGGCUUUCACUGUUAUACAUGGCAUUACUUCAUAUGGAAUUAAAGAAUAUCAUACCAAAGAAAAAAUAAAAAAUAACUACUUGAAAGCGGGAGACAAUGGAAACAAUAAAACCGGGG
Pocillopora meandrina is the source of this 5979-nucleotide messenger RNA. The record is from the annotation of a GenBank genome assembly. Lineage: Eukaryota; Metazoa; Cnidaria; Anthozoa; Scleractinia; Pocilloporidae.